Lagopus muta (rock ptarmigan) is the source of this 3592-nucleotide messenger RNA. It is a transcript of the gene ABHD5, whose product is annotated as abhydrolase domain containing 5, lysophosphatidic acid acyltransferase. NCBI's taxonomy places the organism in Eukaryota, Metazoa, Chordata, Aves, Galliformes, Phasianidae. Gene Ontology annotation, biological process: negative regulation of triglyceride storage; positive regulation of triglyceride catabolic process. The coding region runs from base 239 to 1351 and encodes 370 amino acids. Gene Ontology annotation, cellular component: lipid droplet. The record is from RefSeq and is a predicted model, not a curated record. The transcript is spliced from 7 exons.
UCUGUCUGUGGUUCGAAAUGCUUGUGAGAACGGUCAGAACCUCUCCCCUGCCUACCCACGGCUCUCUGCCCCUCGUUACACAGCCGGCGCUGUGCCGUGCGGGGACGCGAGCCCGCCAGGCGCGUCCCGGAGCGCCGCUCUAGCCGCCGGCGUCGCCCCGCUCUAUGGUGUGGGCGGCGGCGAUGACGCAAGGCGGCGACGGCGGCGGGCGGGGAGGCAGAGGAGGGAGGGGCCCGUGAUGGCCGGUGCCGCCGCCGUCGCGCUGUCCGUCGCCGCGCUGCCGGCCGCCGCCCCGCUGCCAGCUCCUGCCGCCGCCAUGGCCGAGGAGGAGGAGGCCUCCAGCGAAAGGUUAGGAUGGUUGUUCAGCUGGCUUCCUGCGUGGUGCCCCACAUCACUACUGCACCUUAAAGAAGCUGAGGACAAAAUGCUAAAAUGUAUUACAAGCACAUACAAUAAGCGGUAUGUGUAUCUAGCUAAUGGAAACAAAAUAUGGACACUGACGUUCUCUCCAGACUUUUCACGUAAAACCCCACUUGUUCUGCUCCAUGGAUUUGGAGGAGGUGUUGGAAUGUGGGCUCUCAAUUUUGAAGAACUCUGUGAAAACAGGACCGUUCAUGCUUUCGACCUCUUGGGAUUUGGACGAAGCAGUAGGCCACACUUUGAUACUGAUGCUCGAGAAGCAGAAAAUCAGUUUGUGGAAUCCAUAGAAGAGUGGAGAAAGGAGAUGGGGUUAGAAAAAAUGAUUUUGCUUGGACAUAACCUGGGUGGAUUCCUGGCUGCUGCUUACUCGCUAAAAUACCCAUCAAGGGUCAAACAUCUUAUCUUAGUGGAGCCAUGGGGUUUUCCAGAGAGGCCUGACAAUGCUGAACACGAAAGACCAAUUCCAAUCUGGAUCAAAGCACUAGGAGCUAUACUGAGUCCAUUUAAUCCGUUAGCUGGGCUGAGGAUAGCAGGACCCUUUGGCCUAAGCCUUGUUCAGCGUUUAAGACCAGAUUUCAAACGAAAAUACGCAUCGAUGUUUGAUGAUAACACUGUGACUGAAUACAUCUAUCACUGCAAUGUACAGUCGCCCAGUGGUGAAACAGCUUUCAAGAACAUGACUAUUCCUUAUGGAUGGGCAAAAAGGCCAAUGCUGCAACGGAUUCCACAGAUGGAUCAAGACAUUCCUAUCACCGUGGUUUAUGGAGCGCGUUCAUGCAUAGAUGGCAAUUCUGGCAGCACUAUCCAGUCUUUGAGACCAAAGUCAUAUGUGAAGACAAUAGCUAUCCUUGGUGCAGGUCAUUACGUGUACGCUGAUCAGCCUGAAGACUUCAACCAGAAAGUGAAAGACAUCUGUGAUUCUGUGGACUGACUGUCUCCUGUCCCUUAAAGUCUUACACCGUAGGCACCAUUUAAUAGCAAUACUCUGCAGGAAAUGACUAAAGAAUGCAGAGCUAAUGAGACAGGCUCUGUUUGCACACUGUUUCUUCUAAGAAGCAAUUUGCACACUUAAACCACUAAGUGCCUUUUGGGCGUAGGUAGAUUUGAAGCAAAUGUUGUACAGUUGUAUUUGAGAUUUGUCUUUAGACUGUUGGUCUGCCAUAUAUGAAAUUACUUAGGAUUUUUUGAACUGGAAUUUUCUUUAAAAUGCAGUUCAAUAUUGUUCACCUGUUGAACUCUAUCUAAAGAUGUUGAAUUCACCACUAACACAGAGAUCUUUAUCAGUAUGGAUAUAAUGUAUAAAUUGUGGUUUUGUUUAUUCAUAAACAUUCAUAUUUUCUAGUUGAUGUUUCAUAGCAAGAGUAUGAAAUUGUUAUGUAUUUUGUUUAUGGAAUCCUGAACUCCAUAUGCAAUAUUUUAAGAGUUUGAGUUUGUUUGUUUUAAACUGGAAUGAUAACAGCUUAUGAAGCUGAUUUUGGAGGAGAGACAGGGCCAAAAUAAUGAGCAGUGCUUGUCACUGAAAAAAUGUAUGUUAAUUUGUAAGGAAUCAGGACUCAACAGUAGGAAAUCUCUCUUCUCUUGUAUUUUAUUUCUCUUUAUCUCAAGGCAUCAUUUUCCAUGUGUGCAGCUUUUACAGAAGCCUUAGUUUGUAAGAGUCAGCGAUGUAACCAGUGCUCAUGCUUUCAUAAAGAUUUUCUAUGUAGAUCUCAGUGAUUUAAAGUACAGAAAAUGGCUUGUUAGUUGCUCUAUUUUUAAUACUUCAUGAUUACUGCAGGAUUCAUUACUUGCCCAAGCCCAACAACUUUGGAGAAGCUGGCAGGCAGAUUUUUACUAUGGCUCGGUCAUCUGGAUAAGUGAGCAUCAUUCCAUUUUGCUUUGGACAAAACUUCUACCAGUAAAUUCAGGAUGGGGAGUAGGGCAGGCACAGGGGGAAGCUCUAAUUGGCACCUGCAGCAGAUCAUUGCAUUGAAACUGGUGAGCAGCCUCCUUAUAGGAAGGAUUAUUACUGGAACAAACAAUACCGCUGUAACAAAUUAUGAUUACAUGUUUUGGAGGUUCUUUAUGUAAUUAUAAUGGAGUAUUUUGAAAUCAGAGAUAAUAACCUCUCUGCAUCUUUUUGAAACUCUAGUUUGAUGUUGAUUCUUCACAAGCUUUGUACGUUAUAUUAAGAGAAAAAAAAAAAGGACUUUGUCACUUUAAAGCCAAACUCUAUAGUGGUUUGUUUUUAAUGACAGAUUUACUUGAAACUAUAGAUCUGCUUUUGAAUGUUAAAUUGACUACUGAAGAGUUCUCGAUACUUUCCUACCUAGUGGAUUCAAAUUAGUGAUUGCACCAUCUUCAGGUUUCAGCAGAAUUUUGUACAUUUCUGCUCACAUUAAGAAACUGUCGCACACAUUUAUGAUAUAACAGGCAAAGAUGCCUCAAAUCUUCAGGAAAUACUCAGAUUGUGUUCCUAGUGGAACAUGAUGUUUCUUUCUGAAGGAGAUGGAUGUCUGUAUGGUGCUAUGUAACAUCAAAUGGUCUUCGUGACUGCCUUUGUGACUGCUAGCACUUAGCAAGCUAGGGAUUUUAAUUAAGGUAAAUUAUUAUAUUCAGUUACUUUUUCACUUAGAUGAUACCAGGAUUUUUAAACAAAUUUCUAUGUUAUUUGCUAAAAUUUUGACUUCAAAAUGGAAAAUCAGGAUAUCAGCUUUUUGAAUACAAGCUAUGAAUUGUCGGCCAUGACGCCCUUUCGGUGGAUGCCCUCAGUGUGUAUUUUUUCACACUUUUGAAUGUCUGAUUUGUAUUUAUACACUUCAACAGUUGCUUAGAUGGUUAUAAAUGUAAAAAUACAUUUUGUCUUCCAAAUAAUAAAAGGUGAAACAAACUAUUUGGAUAGCACUUACUGAUGGGAAUUCUGGAUUCCGCAUCAAAAGAUGGAAGUAGGGGUAAAAAUUGCACGUGAAUAUGAUUAUUCUUUGAAAUAUCCCUUGCUUUUUCAGCUCGUUGUAUUAAUAAGACUUAUUGCUUAUGUUUUGCACAAUAAACAUAAAAAUCUAAAAUGUUGUGUUUGAUUAAUGUUGACAUGAUGUUGCUUUUGUAAAAAUGUUAUGCAAUUAAGCUGUAGAAAUUAAGAGUAACGAAUGAGUUGAGCUAAGCCACCCAAAACACAUUAAAAAUACUGUAAAGCUUU